GGCGGAACCUUUGUUCGCUUCCCUGUUUCCGGGGGCACGCUUUCAUAACUUAAUUUUAACAGCCCGUCCAGCGGUGGUGACUGCGUCAGGACGCGUGGAUGGAUUCAGGCAUCGAGACUCUUUACAGUCUGCUUUGUUUCAGCUAAGAGGCGGAAAUGGUCUCCACGGUCCACAACACCGACGUGAAGCAGAAAGACGCUGGUUGUGCACUGGUCGUCGCGGUAACGGCGCGCGCGGUGUUCGAUGCUGGAACAGGUGACGUGUACGGAAUGGGCGUGGCUUUCCCCUUGCUGCAGUCGCUGCAGAGAGUGAACGAACGUCUGCUGGAGAAGAAUCCAGCUGAGAAGCUGCUGUUUGAUGUCGUCCUGAUCGCCACCGACAGCCAGCAGCAGAGCUCCCGCAUCAUCAGCAGCACCAGCCACUACGGUCUCGAAGUGGGCCGGUUCUGCUUUUCCAGCCGGGAGGAUUUGGUCGAGACUUUAUUGGUAAACAAGGUGCAUCUCUUCCUCUCGACGGACCGAGAGGAGGCGCUGCAGGCGUCACACAAAGGUGUCCCCUCGGCGCUGCUCGGUCGGCAGGAAGCUCCGUCAGAGCCGCUCAGAGUGAUGUUGUGCGGGGACGCCGUCGUCCGGCCCGACUCCGACCCGGCGCCGGCGAGCCGACGGGCCGCUCAGAGCUUCUCGGCGCGGCUCGGCGAGAUGCGGGGCCGGUUCGGCGCGGCGGGCAGCCCCCUCAGCAUCGUCCUGGUGACGUCCAGCGGCGGCAGCGAGAGCUGCGGCGUGGCCCUGCAGGCGCUCAGGUCCCGCGGCCUCGCCGUGGACGAAGCGUACUGUCUGGCCGGGGCCCCGCGGGGCCCCAUCCUGUCGCUGCUGCGACCUCACUUCCUGCUCGGCGACGGCGUCAUCGACCUGGAGGACUGAUGACAUCAUGGGGGGAGGGAGGGGGGGGGGGUGAUUUCAUAUGACCUCACUAAAGCUCCACUGUGUCUUUGAAACAAGUUGCCAAAAUGUUCACGAAUGAACUGAAGUUCAGGAAUGGUUUCAGCUCAUUGAGCCAAUCAGUGACAACUGAUGUAAAGCUAAGCCCCGCCCACCACAAGCUUAGACACUGGCACAGUUUUCAGCUCUCUUUUUCGGACGUUAUCGUUAACCUGGGUGAUUUAAAACAGUUUUGCACAGUAAUUAACUGUAUUAUUUCUUUUUAAAUCUGUCAUUGAUGAGAAAUGCUACUAAAUUGUUGGACUUUUGAUUCUCCAGUUUGUUAAUGUGGAAACGUUCUGUUACUUUGCCUGUUGGGUGUUAGAGCUGCCAAAGUCCUGGAAUGGGACACUUGUAUUAAAAUGUACAAAUCUC
Messenger RNA from Pungitius pungitius (ninespine stickleback), 1352 nucleotides. Its product is annotated as cytosolic 5'-nucleotidase 1A. The record is from RefSeq and is a predicted model, not a curated record. Gene Ontology annotation, molecular function: magnesium ion binding; 5'-nucleotidase activity; nucleotide binding. NCBI's taxonomy places the organism in Eukaryota, Metazoa, Chordata, Actinopteri, Perciformes, Gasterosteidae. The coding region runs from base 156 to 920 and encodes 254 amino acids. Gene Ontology annotation, biological process: nucleotide metabolic process; adenosine metabolic process. The transcript is spliced from 6 exons. Gene Ontology annotation, cellular component: cytoplasm; cytosol.